UGACAAGGAACUGUGAGGUACCUAUUUGGUAGCGUAACAAGUCGGACAAUUAGCACGGGCAUUCUUUUCCACUUCCCUUCUGGGACUUGCUUCAUCCAGCUGACACUGCUUCACAGCCUCAGGCAACCCUCAGACUCACAGAAGAAAUCAAUCCUAUUGGAGAUACACAGGUGAACUGGGAGGCCAAAACGAUAAAAUUGCAGAUGUUGCUGUGUUUGGCUGGCAUCAAAAAUCACUCGGUCCCAUCCUCUUAUUGUUGGCAUCAGCUUCAGGACUGAAUGCCUCUCUCCCUUCACAUGGCAAGAGAGCAGUGUCUGCAACAGAGCAGAGCUCCAGAGGAUGAGCUCCCUGGUCAGUGCCUCGCACCUCCAGCUCAUUGCCUUCGCUCUGGGCACGGUAGGCUGGAUCUUGUGCACCAUUUCAAUGGGAAUGGUGGAAUGGAGAGUGUGGCACGUGGACAACACCACCAUCAUCUCCUCUGGCGUUGCCUGGGUGGGGAUUUGGAAAGUCUGCUUCAUCAGUUACCUUCACGUCUCACCUGGCUAUAGAGAACAGUUCUGCCAUAAAUUCAGUGGCUAUGAGUCCUUCGUCCCCCACGAAAUUUAUGCUGCUCAGGGUCUCCUGUUGAUCGCCAUGUUCGUGGGCUUGCUGGGACUGGCUGCUACAAUAUUUGCUCUGAGAAAUGUGUAUAUGGGAAUCACUCACAAGACUCUUAUUACCCCUUUCUUCCUGGUGGGUGGCUUCUUCUACAUAUUUGCUGGUCUGUGUGUCCUGAUUCCUGUGAGCUGGAAUUUCUAUUCUGUAACACACAACCGGAGCAUUGCUUUUCCUCCUUCUUAUUACAUGCCCUCCAGUCCAGUAGCUCAGGAAGCUGGUGCUGCAAUUCCUGUUGGGAUUGUGGCUGUCAUCCUCCUGCUGCUAAGUGGGACUUUUUCUCUCUCAUACAGAUUUUCGGGGGCCACAAACACUAACAUGAAAUCCUGACAGGACAAAUCCCCCCGUGCUAUUUCAGAACAAGAGCAUAGUCAAGAGAUAAGGACAGCAGUUGGUUGUAUAGUGAAGGAACUGGAGAAUUUAAUUUUGUUCUGUAGUAGCUAAGCUAUUUUCUUAUAUGAACCAGCUGAGUUACCAUCCUAAUUGUCACAUAUGACCAGAGGUUCAUCUUUGACAUAACUGCUGUUGAGCAGCAACUGUGAUUAAAUUUUGCCAGUUGUCCUCUUUUGUAUAUACAAACAUUACUGAUUAAUUUAUUUUUUUGUGUAAAGUCUUAACCAUGCUC
Messenger RNA from Empidonax traillii (willow flycatcher), 1279 nucleotides. It is a transcript of the gene CLDN34, whose product is annotated as claudin 34. The coding region runs from base 340 to 984 and encodes 214 amino acids. Gene Ontology annotation, molecular function: structural molecule activity. Gene Ontology annotation, biological process: cell adhesion; bicellular tight junction assembly. The transcript is spliced from 3 exons. The record is from RefSeq and is a predicted model, not a curated record. Gene Ontology annotation, cellular component: plasma membrane; bicellular tight junction. NCBI's taxonomy places the organism in Eukaryota, Metazoa, Chordata, Aves, Passeriformes, Tyrannidae.